Magnolia sinica is the source of this 1854-nucleotide messenger RNA. Its product is annotated as aspartokinase 1, chloroplastic-like. Bases 244 to 1341 code for a protein of 365 amino acids. The record is from RefSeq and is a predicted model, not a curated record. NCBI's taxonomy places the organism in Eukaryota, Viridiplantae, Streptophyta, Magnoliopsida, Magnoliales, Magnoliaceae. Gene Ontology annotation, cellular component: chloroplast stroma. The transcript is spliced from 12 exons. Gene Ontology annotation, molecular function: aspartate kinase activity.
AUCCCUAACAGAGUAACAGUUGCUUUUAGAUCUUUUCUCAUCAAGUGCGAAAUUUCAAUCAGUCCUAUUUUAAUCCAUGUUUCUCAUUGCCUUUCUUUCCGCAGGACUGUCGAUGAGCUUGGAGUGGAUAGGUCUACCAUUUCUACAUUGCUAGAUGAAUUGGAGCAAUUUCUAAAAGGGAUUGCUUUAAUGAAGGAGAUGACUCAGUGUACAAUAAACUAUUUAGUAUAAUUUGGAGUGCGCAUGUCAACAAGGAUUUUUGCAGCAUAUUUGAACAAAAUUGGUGCUAAAGCUCGCCAAUAUGAUGCAUAUGAUAUUGGUUUUAUAAACACGGAUGACUUUACAAGUGCUGAUAUCUUGGAAGCAACUUAUCCCGCUGUUGCAGAUAGAUUGCAUGGAGACUGGAUAAGUAAUCCUGUGAUUCCGGUUGUCACUGGCUUCCUCGGAAAGGGAUGGAAAACUGGUGCUGUAACUACCUUAGGAAGGGGUGGGAGUGACUUGACAGCUACAACCAUUGGCAAAGCCUUGGGUGUACGAGAAAUUCAGGUGUGGAAGUGUGGGGAUGGUUUUUUGACCUGCAAUCCUAAUACUUACCUGCGCGCAGAGCCUGUACUGUAUUUGACAUUUGAUGAAGCAGAAGAACUUGCAUAUUUUGGUGCACAGGUUUUGCAUCCGCAAUCCAUGCAACCUGCUAGAGAGGCCGAUAUUCCUGUUAGGGUCAAGAACUUUUGUAAUCCUAAGGCUCCGGGUACCCUCAUCACCAGAGAUAGAGAUAUGAGUAAGUCUGUACUAACCAGCAUAGUGUUGAAGCGGAAUGUCACUGCGCUGGAUAUAACGACCACUCGAGCAGUUGGUCAGCACGAUUUCUUUAAGAAGGUCUUUUCCAUCUAUGAGAAUUUUGGUAUCUCUGUAGACGUGGUUGCAACUAGUGAAGUUAGUAUUUUGUUGACAAUGGAUCCUUCAAAGCUUUUGCGCAGAGAAUCAAUUCAGCGGCAGUUGCUCGACCUUGCAGUGGAAGAGCUCAAGAAGAUUGCAGAAGUGAAUCACAUUCAGCACAGAUCUAUAAUAUCCCUUAUUCGCAACGUGCAGCACUCUCCACAGACACUAAACAAGGUAUUCAGCGUUCUAACAGAUGAAGGAAUCUCUUUCCAGAAGAUCACUCAAGGAUCAUCUAAGCAGGUGAACAUUUCCUUGAUAGUGAAUGACAGUGAAACAGAACAAUGCGUGAGGACGCUUCAUUCGAAGUUUUUUGAGAUGGGGGUUCUCUCUGAACUCAAUACAGACACAUUCCAAAAUGGCCAUGCAGGAAGUUCACGUGAAACGAAAAUGGUGGAAGUGUAGGCCUCUGCUUCCCACAUGCCAGACUGCAGAUCGGCCUCUACUUCCCACAUGCUGGACUCAAACGCAAUUCCUUCCAACAUGCCAGACCUGAAGACAGCUCUGCUUAACUUUCUCUUGAUAAAGGACUUUUAUCCCAGGAAAAUUCAUGCUUUGUUAGACUCCAAAGAUGUUAAGGGCUUGCAGGGUAUCUUCGCACGUGCGGGUGUCAUAUUGGCCUUUUUAAUUGCACUGUUAGCUUUGAUUAACAAAUUAACCGCUGGUAGAUGAUGGUGGAUGUCCCUCGUCUAUCAAUGGUAGAACUUUUUUUCUGGAGCACGAGUGGAUGUUGGUACCAAACUUUUCUUGAUGGAGAUGAGUUGGAUUGGAGGUUAGUAAUUUGGUUUUUUUGGACAAGUUCGAUCAGGAAAUAACAGAGUAGUUUGCUCUUUAGUUGAAAAUUUUGUCAUGUUUGUAUAAGGUCUUCUUAACUCAACUCAACAGUUGUAAAGUUAGCUCAAAGCCUUUGGCCUUGCA